CCAAUCAAACGCCGACGCUUUGGUUGGUUGCUGGUUGGGACUGUUUUGAUGCGGUUGGCAGAAAUGUUAAGACGGGACAUUAUAAACUAUAAAUAAUUCGACGUGUGUUUUUGUGAAUAGUUAGUCUCUCUCUGUCCGGGUGUGUAAACAACAAUUCCGCAGUAGUUUUCUUGUAUUUUUUUAGACUGACUGCUAUGCUACUUUUUUUUUGUUUUUUAGCUCUAGCCACCAGCUGGCAUGGCGUGAAUUCAACAAACUCACGGAGUCAAUGCCAAGAAUGCGUCGAGCUAACUGGCUGUGAUAUUUGAAUGUGUUCCUCUGGUUAUAAUUAGCUAUGGACUUUAUGUUGUUUAGCCCGCAUAAUUUCCUGUCGUUUUCUUCUGGACCGUACAGAUAAGCUACCACAUUGAGGGCUUCCUCUGAAUCGUCGUUGCAGGCCAGAACGGGCCGAAAUGGAUGCCCCAAUCCCAGCUACCCACACAGACUUCUAACGCUGACAGCAACAACUUCAGGCCACAUACACAAGAACCCCUAUCCGUGGCUUUCUUUAUUUUCUAUGACACACCAAAUUUAUGCCCAGCUAGAUUCGGUGGAAUCGCUCCUGGACGAACUCCCAUAUAUGUUUUAUUUGGGCCUGUUCUUUGUCAACGUCCUGAUCCUCUAUUAUGCCUUCCUGAUGGAGUACAUCGUCCUGAAUGUGGGGAUAGUAUUCCUGCCUGAGGAUAUGGACCAGGCACUGGUGGACCUCGGGGUGCUGUCCGACCCGGCCUCUGUUCCCUAUGAUACGGACACGGAGCUGGAUGUGUUUGAGGGAUAUCUGGAGUGACAAGGCGGACCUGGAAGGAAAAAACGGAAUAAUCAGAUUUUGAUAAUAAUGUUGCUGGGAUCAAGAGGUCAGGCUGGUGCUCCCUGGUCAGCAGUUUGUUGGGAAAAUGCCUCAAAGUGGUUGCUUCUUAAGCUUUUUGUUCAGAGAGGCAUAUCAGGCAAAAAGUUGUCUCGACUUAAAGGCAGGUAGCCUGAGGAUUCAUCACUUGCAGACUUAUGAUCUGUGACUGUUUAAUGAAAAGAGCACUUUGGGAAGGCAUGUUCCCAGCAGAAUAUCAAGCAACCACAAGAGGUUAGCGCUGGCCUCUGCUACCCUCACUUUGGAUACAGCGAAAAUGGAAGCACAGCAUGGUUCAGGAGAACGGAGAGAGACAGCUGUUCCCUUUGGAAGAAAAAGUAAUGUUGCCAGGGAUGUGGAUCUAUCCAGGAACUGGAAGUUCACUCUAAAGGCAAAAUGUGUUUGAAACUUGCCGCAUCAGCCACGGUGUGAUGUCCUACAAUGUGACAUAUGUCAGUAGAACUGGUGAAGUGCAGGAAAACAAUGUCCAAUAAGCGUGAUGAAUACUUAAUCACUCACAGAACAACUUAAGUCACCGUUUUAUCCUCUAAUACAGAAUCCAAUUCUCUCUUAAGAACAUCCUCGCGGAGAUUUGGGUCCACUAACAUCACCCUUACUCUCAGAAGCACAGCUAAGAAUUAUGGAAGCACUGGUGAAGCAUAACACUGUCUCUGGACUGAGGCGGGGAAGAUGUAGGACAUAAAAGUGCCGUAAACUUUUUAAUAUUGUCACUACGCCAUUCACCACAAGUCAGAGAGUAUUAAAGUGUCGAGAAAGAGGUAUUUCUUUAAUGCUAUACCCCUUUGUUUAACCUGCAUCGCUUCAGUAAUUAGGCGAAGUGGUGACCACUGUGAUCACAGCUGGCCAAACCUGUCAAAUGUCUGAAAGGGAGCCUCUAAAGAAAGGCUUCAUUCUUUUCUUUAAAAAAAACAAAAAAACAAUUUACUGAGAGACGAGAUGCAUUAUGCUGACCGUCUUCAGAGGAUUUUGAGUCAGCUGUUUAAUUCCUUGUGUUCUCCUGCUUGUGCUGUCACAAAUUUAGAGCUGCUUUUUAUGAAGUGUAUAUUCUCAACAGCAAUAAUAAACUGGAUUCAAGCAAUGGAUCAGUUACAUAGUUAUACAAAUGAAAUGGUUCACAGGUAACCAUUUCAUCCACGAGCUUGGCCAAUUGUGGAUGGGGAGAAAGUAAAUAUAAAUUGUCUAUAUUUUGCUAGGCAGCUUUUCACAGAGAUUGCUGGUGCUGGUGUUUUCCCUCGUCAGCACUCAAUAUAGGGAGAUAAUAAUCCACAGCCACACUGUGUAAUUAACUAAUAGGGGAAAAAAGGGAUUAAAAAGUCUUGCUGUGAUUCAAGAACAUGGAUGAAAACACAAAGUAAUUCAAGAAUGUUUUUCAGAGAGUUGGCACCAGAGUUUAGCAAAAAGCCGAUCAUUGAUACCUGAUACCAAAUCGUUUUUUAUGUGGAUUAAGGCCUUGGUGAUAUUUUGGUAGUUGUUUUUGUCAAGAUGUCCAUAGCGGAGUUUUUUUGGAGGGUAAACGUGUUUGGAAACAGUAUUUAGAUCACAGGGCACUAAAACUCAGGAUACUAAUAAAAUAUAUAGUAUGAAUACUGUGUGUAUUCCAUACGUUUAUGUGGAAUUUAAUCAAACAGGAACAGAAUCAAUACGAGGUAAGGCUGUGAAUGGGAGAUAAUAUUUAAGGAAGUGUGUAAUCUCGCUGUCUCAUGCUGUAAACAAUUUUAACAGGCGGCUUUCUUUUCAUUGACCAAUGUCAGUACAACAGUGCUUCUUAGUUUUGGUCUGAAAACAGUAGCAUCUGAAGCUGUAACAGAUUUCCUAAUUUUGUACAAAAGUCAGUGGCCAUGCUGUUUCCCAGGCAUGCUACCCUGUUCAGGGCCACCAUCAUCAUCAUCAUCUCGUGGGCAACAUACAACCUGUGCUUGUGUCGUCCCACCGCAUCAGCUUCUUUGCAGACAUGCACAUGCUCAAAUGAACUGUAGAGUUUUAUUUUCCAUUGUGUAUUUAAUAAACUUUGAGCGAA
Neolamprologus brichardi is the source of this 2921-nucleotide messenger RNA. It is a transcript of the gene dexi, whose product is annotated as Dexi homolog (mouse). Lineage: Eukaryota; Metazoa; Chordata; Actinopteri; Cichliformes; Cichlidae. The record is from RefSeq and is a predicted model, not a curated record.